Molecule: messenger RNA, 2054 nt
Organism: Habropoda laboriosa
Lineage: Eukaryota; Metazoa; Arthropoda; Insecta; Hymenoptera; Apidae
Product: zinc finger protein 175-like
Exons: 5
Coding region: 136-2052 (638 amino acids)
Biological process (GO): regulation of transcription by RNA polymerase II
Cellular component (GO): nucleus
Molecular function (GO): RNA polymerase II cis-regulatory region sequence-specific DNA binding; DNA-binding transcription factor activity, RNA polymerase II-specific
Source: RefSeq, a predicted model, not a curated record
AACUUCCUCGUCAACUCACCACGCACACACACACACACACACACACGUACACACAAUUCAACAAAUCUCUCUCCUAAUCUUCCGUUGCAAAAACGUUUCACUAACCUCACCCACGAACUUCCAGGCGGUACCAGGAUGCACCUUGAGGAUUACCACGUGAACAGGAGCGAGGAGGACGUGCAACGAGCUGUCUCGAAGAGUAUCAAACAGGAAGACUUCAACACACUACACUUGGCGCCUAUCACUUCGAUAAGCGCCAGUAACCAGCAGCCAUGUUGGGUCACCUCUCACGCGGACAGCGUCUCCUCUCCCAUUCUACUCAACAAUUCCAGUCCCAGAGAGUACAGCGACUGGGAACAGCUGACAACGGUGUUCCAGUAUCCGUGUCAGCAAUAUUCCAACACGGACAGGUCACCGGGAAGCACUGGUAGCGAAGCAACCACGCCAACUUGGAACAAUGCUGUUCGCAGCGAAAUGUCCGACUGUUCCAACGGACAGAGACUUCCAUCCGUUGGUUCUGCGUUCUCCUUCUCGAGAACUUUUUGCAACACGGUGUACCCGGAGUAUCAGAACUACCAGGACUAUCAGGAGUAUCAGGAUGACGUGUCAGUGUCCUUGCCGCUUAUUCUUCACACACAGACGGAGGAUCAAGGAUUCACGGGGACCAUGCAAGCCGCCACGGACGAGUUCGAUCUCAGUUUGAUCAGAGGUGAUCCUACGUCGUUGUUGUGCAACGUGGAGUCUCCAUCGUCACCUUCGUCCACGUAUCUGGAGGAACUGCAGGAUCCGUUCUCGAAUUUGAACGGUUCGUGUUACGCUGUGGGACACUUGGUCUCUGCACAGCAAUCCUCGGUUCCCACGUUGAAUUUCGUUCACGAUACCGGGAUGAGCGAGGGAUUCGGGAACCAGGUUGUCUUGCCGAGGAACGAGGGAUUGUUGCUGACCGAUCGAAGGGUGCCGGUGUCCAAGGCUGCCGGGGACACGGAGAAACGGAGCAAAUCUUUCGACUGUUCUACGACAGACGACAACUUGACGUCGACGUAUCAGUGCCGAUGGAUAGAUUGCGGCUGCGCCUUCGCUGAACAGGAGGGCCUGGUUCGCCAUAUCGAGAGAAGACACGUUGAAUCCUCCUCUUCGAACGCGCACGGACAUGGAAGACGGGUACAGAGGGACAGGGACAAGGACAAGGACAAAGAUGGUGAUGGUUACGCGGGUUCCGGAAGUGGGCAGGACGAAUUUGCUUGCCUGUGGCAAGGAUGUCCGCGUGCGAGACCUUUCAACGCUAGAUACAAGCUGUUGAUUCAUAUGAGGGUCCACAGCGGGGAAAAACCGAAUAAGUGUCCGUUCACUGGCUGUAAAAAGGCAUUUUCGCGGCUGGAGAACUUGAAGAUCCAUCAAAGAUCUCACACAGGGGAGAGGCCAUACGCGUGUCAGCAUCGUGGUUGCUCGAAGGCGUUCAGCAACAGCAGCGAUCGCGCGAAACACCAAAGAACACAUUACGAUACGAAACCGUACGCCUGUCAAGUGACUGGUUGUGGGAAGAGGUACACGGACCCGUCGAGCCUCAGGAAACACGUGAAGAAUCAUUCAGAGCCAACGACACCACUGUCGAAUUUGUCGUUGUCGUCGGAGAAUAAAAUUUCCGGCAGCCUAGCCGGCAAUUCGAGUAACCUGUCGCGGCACGACUCGAUUUCUGCCAGUUCGAAGCAGCAACAGCAACAACAGGCGCAAACAACAAUCGCCUUCCCCACAGAAUCGAAUUAUCGGACGUAUAAGACUUCUGAGUCUUACGCGGACGAGGACGCGGACCUGUUCCAGACGAAUCUGUGUCAGGUCGAUAGGAUUUCCAUGAACCUUGACAGCAAUCAAGAGUACGUCCCGAUCGAGUCUGUGAAACGCUUUCUCAUAGACGACGUCAGCGGAUCGCACGUGGAUGGCACAGGGUACCAGGUCGAGGAUGAGGUUCCUGACUUCCAAGAGCUUGGCUCCGACAUCGAACAACAGUUUCUCGAAUUGAGCAGCUUGGACGACGCGGUUUUCAUCGACGGUUGAAG